AUGCUUCGAAGCCAAAACAAUCAACAGCAACUAAUUCCUCUGAAAAAAUUGAGUGUUGUAGCAACGAUUCGAUCUUUCGCUGCUGAUGUGACUAUUACACAAUUAUUUCGCAAUGACGAAACAACACACAUUGAAGCUGUGUACUGUUUUCCGAUCGAAGAGCAAGCAGCUAUCUACAAUUUCAUAGCACGUAUCGAUGAUCGAGAAAUUAUCGCUCAAUUGAAAGAGAAAGCCACAGCUCAAAAAGAGUACAGUCAAGCACUUCAAUCAGGCCAUGGUGCUUAUUUAUUAGAACAAGAUGAAAAGUCACAAGAUAAUUUCAUUAUUAAUGUCGGUGCACUUCCACCUGGGAAAGAAUGUCAAGUCGUCAUUUCCUAUGUCACAGAAUUGAGUCUGGUUGAAGAUGGCAAAAAAAUUCGAUUUGUUGUACCAACAACAAUCGCGCCUCGUUAUAAUCCUUCUCAGGGUGGAUUGGGUUCACCUGCUGGUACAACAUCGAAAUAUGUUCAGUCUACACCAUACACCAUUGAUUAUCAUUGUCAAGUGGAAAAGUUUGAGAUUGCUGGUAUUAGUUCACCCUCCCAUCCAAUUCAAAUCGAUUUCAGCCAACAAGACUUCUACAAAGUUACAUUUGCACAACAGAAUACGCAUUUAGAUCGAGAUAUUAUUGUUGAUACGCAACUUGCUGAGAGUCGAUCGAAUACUAUUCUCGCUGUUGAAUCGAAUGCAGUUAUGGCUUCAUUUACACCCAAUGAACAAGAUUGCCAACGAACUAAAGACAAUAAAGACAUUACGAAUGAAUUUAUUUUCGUUGUAGACUGUAGCGGCUCAAUGGAUGAAGAAAACAAAAUUGAAUUAGCUCGACAAGCCAUGUUACUCUUUCUCAAAAGUCUUCCCGUUAAUUGCCAUUUGAAUAUCGUUCGAUUCGGCAGUAACCAUCAAAGUUUAUUUUCAGAGACUACUGCUGUAUACAAUGAAGUAAACGCACAAAACGCUGAACAACUCACGAAGANUUUAUUGGAAAAAAUAUGA
Messenger RNA from Adineta ricciae, 1032 nucleotides. Lineage: Eukaryota; Metazoa; Rotifera; Eurotatoria; Adinetida; Adinetidae. The record is from the annotation of a GenBank genome assembly.